GGGAGGAAUACUAACCAGCCUUGAGCCCUGUGUUUGGAUUUUUACAGAUGGCUCAUUCUUUAGGUGGCUCAAUGAAGCCCAAGUUGAUGUCAAACUGUGUUCUUGGCACCUGGUAAAUCUUGUGGCAGAUAUGUUAACUAAUUUGCUUUUUAUCUCUUUCUUCCUCAGAAUUUCUUUUCUUUAACUAUUGGAUUUGAGCGUAUUAUUUUUUUUUUAUUUUUUUAUUUUUUUUUAUAUUGUUGUAGGUGUCUACUGCUUAUUUGCUUACUGUGUAAGCUUUCUGAUGCUGCAAAGACUCUGGAUUUCCCAGGUAAUCACAUCAUAAAAUGGUACAUGCUCUGCUAUUAAAGGAACACUAUAGCACUUGGCUUACAAGACUAACGCUGUAGUGAUUAUUUGCAUGAUCGGUUCCUGGACACCAGCUGUAAGGCGCAAAACAGCCAUUUUAUUUACCUUCUCUGUUGCAGUUCUAGCUUCCAGCAGAAUUGUAACUUUAAACAUUGGGUUAACAUGUAGGGGACAUGCCACCCAAACCACUCCACUGAAUGGAAGUGUUCUGGAUGCCUAUAUUGUCCCUUUAAUUAUGUAUACUACUAGUGAACCGUUAUCCUGUUUAAAAUAACUCAAGUUGGCUUUUUUGUGCUGUCAGGUUAUCUGUGCAGUUCAACAGGAUUUUGUGAAACUCUUGCAUUUCUUCAAGAUAACUGAAGGGUUCCUGGCAGUGGUAUCCAUUGCAAGCAUGAAAAGUUAGAUCCCCAUCUGUCGUACAUGUUUGCAUGGUUGUAUUUAGCACUGAGCAGUGUUUUAUAAGCCUUGAUUGGAAGUAUAGUUUGGUGUGAGUUUUUGUGGUUUUUAUUUUUAUAUUUUUUUCAAUUUGAAAGCAGAUAUUUACUUGUAUGUAGGUUUGGUGCAAAUUGCUGCCCCUCUCAUUAAUUUGCCAUAUGGGCCAAUGCCAGUUCUGCACAAAGUGUCUUAUCUGAAAAGGCAGUGUGUUUACACUAAAAAGCCUGCAGGCACAGGCUAUAGAAACCAGAACCACUACAUUAAGCUGAUUCUGGUGACUAUAGUGGCCCUUUAAUGUGAGGUAAAUUGGAGAUUAGUGCCACUAAUGUGUUAAUAUAUUAUCUUGCCUACUUACCACCAGAUGAUGGGCACAGGCUGCAGUCUGGUGUAGAAGACUCUGGAGACUGUAACAGUGCUCACAAUUAAUGUACAGGAAGAAGCUCCAAUUUUAGGGGCCACUUGCACAGCUCAAGGGCCUGACCAGGAGUGUGCCUAAAAGUCCACCCGUGAGUUCGCUCACAUGUAGUGUAUAGGGAUACCAAUUUGUGUAGUGUAAAAGAGUGUUUGUGGAGUAGGAUAGGGGCUGAGGGGGGACUAUUUAAAAAAAAAAAUUUUGUGCUCUCUCCUCCAUUCCUGACCUUUUGGUGAUGUUCCCUCCAGUACAUUAGUCAUCUCCCCUGCCCCUUGGUGGACUCUACCCUGUGUCCUGUCCCCCUCCCGUCCCCUCAACUGAAAGUGUAUGCAGAUUAUAAAAUAACCACACUGCAUAUGAGCUAGUAACUUCUACACAAGGAUGGUUUUGCAUUAUUCAGUAUCAUUCUGUCUCUAACAAACACAAGUGAUGUGAAUUAGUUUUAUAGUUGACAUGAAGUAUACACACAUUUUCAGCAUUUAUUUAAGCCAGGCUAGUAUGUGACAGCUGAAAUUCUGGCACAAUAUCAUUCUAGGAUCUGUUUCCUGCCGUAACGAUGGACUGCAAAUUCAAAAACCCAAAGGAAUUCGCCUGACACAAUGGAGGAGUCUCCAUGUUGUAGGUAAGACUGUUUUGAUGCAGGUUUACUAACUAAAGUGAGAACUUGAGGUGAAAUAAAACUGAACUUUAAACUUGUGGACAAAUUAAAAUCAAAAUAGCUGAAGCUAUGCUUGCAGACUUGACAUUCACCUUGUGUUCUCACUUAAGUGACUAACCCUGAUCUCAAUGGGUGUCUCUAUUGGUCUUGUCUGACCCUUCCGGAUUUAUAUAAUUUUUUUUUUUUCUUCUCUUCCACUAUCUCAUAGAUCUUGCUGGAGAUGACUUUGCAGGCUGUGAUGUUUUCAUGGAUGGUAAAGUUGCAAACAUUCCUGAAAACUGUAUUGAACAUGAGGCAAGUCUAAAAUUACUAGAACAGAAAUGUUUCCUGCUCCCAAAGAACUGUAGAUAACUUAGUCCAAAUAUGGCAAAAAGGAUCUAGUUGAAUGUCCCUGACUUGCGCACCAAGCAAUCCAAGACCCUUUCAAAAUUCUGUCUAGGCUCCUGUGAGAUCUUAAUUGUUUCAGAGCUCCCAGAGUCUCUUGUGGUUGUGUCUGGACUGGGUCUAUGCAGAAAAAUACUUUAAGAUGAAGUGGUUUUUGGUGUCCCUAUAACUAUUGUGAACAGUUAAUUGUGAGUGUACAAGGUCUCUUUGAACACUUUAAAAGUGCAGGCCUGUCAUUCUUACAAUGUAUUAGAACUCAAAUAGCAGGACCCACAGCCUUGCUUUCUGGGAUGGGUUCAAAGGUGUGUGGGGUUUCUUUCUAGAGGAAGAGAAGAGACACCUGCAGUCUAGUAGCACCACCUUAUGGAUGCUGUCUGUACUUAAUGAGGGUCCCAAAAAAAAAACUUGGUCUAUGGCAGGGUUUUCUGAACUCUGGCACUCCAGGAACUAAAAUUCCUAUGAUUCUUUGAAUAUGGAAAAAAUACAGCCAGAAAACCAUAGGAGUUGUAGUGCAACAUCUGAAGGGCCAGAGUUUGGCUAAAGGGAUGAAAUAACAUUGCAUACUCCCACACUUCUAUGCAUGGCUAUGUACGAACUUGGGUUUCAUCUAUUGGGGUAGACAUUAAAAGCCAUUCCACCAAUAAAACUACUCUAAAAAUGUCUUAAUAUGCUCACUGUUCUCUGUAGUUGGAAAGGCGUGUCUUGCAUAUAGCCUUCAAGGACUUUACUGGACAGGAGAGAGUCACAUACAGGGUAGUCUGCAACGACUUGCAGGCUGAUGAGGCAAUAGAAGGGACAGUAGUAAACUGCACUCAGGACUUCAUGAUGGUAACUACAUCUUCAAGUUCACUAUCACAUCUUUAUUUUGUUUUUAAUGGUCAAUGUGUCCUCUGAGCCUAAAGAUCUACUGAACUUUUCCUCCUCUCUUUAUGCUUAUUCAGAUCAAGUUUCCAAGGACACUUCCUCAAUUUGACGGGGAGGUAAGUGAACACUAUGAAUCUUGCCUUGGCACAACAGAUGUCUGGCUAUCUGCUCACUCCAUAAUAUCAAAUAACAUUUAGUAACUGACACAAACUUAUCUUGAUUAGAUAUCACAGGCUGUACAAAGUAUUCCAUCAAAACUCUUCUGGGACAUAGGAAUUUAUGAUGGGACACGCUACGUGACAGUCACUACAGGCCAGGCAAGGCAGAUGGGUUAUGUUCUGAAAGCUGAACCUGACUUCUUGGUAAUCAAAGCUUUCUUCAAUGCGUCUGGCCUCCAAAUAUACAAGGUAACUACAAAUACAAAAUGGAUCUCAUCUCAAAAUGACAAUUUGAAGUUGCUAUACUGACACUAACAAAACACUUUCACUAAACUGUGAUUACAAUUCCAAUGCCAAUUAAAAAUGGAAAACUUGCCUAAAUCUGUAGUUGGCUUUGUUAGACUAAACCUUCCCACUCCUGCAUUUUAUCUUAACCUGUAUCUGUUAAUACAUUCAGUUAUUCACUAAAGUGAGAACAUGAAAACUUGGGCCAAAAUAACAAACUUUCAGUUUGCUUUAAAGGACCACUAUAGUGCCAGGAAACACUCGUUUUCCUGGUACACUAGUGCCCUGAGGGUGCCCCACCCUCAGGGUCCCCCUCCUGCCAGGCUCUGGGGAGAGGAAAGGGUUAAACACCUUUCUCCAGCGCUGGGCGGGGAGCUCCCCGCCUCCUCCUCUUCGGCUGAAUGCUCAUGCACAGCAGGAGCUGCACACACAUUUAGCCAGUCUCAUAGGAAAGCAUUAACAAUGUUUUUCUAUGAACGCUGGCGUCUUUUCACUUUUUUUUUUUUUUUUUUCAGUGAGAAGCACGCAAACGCCUCUAGCGGCUGUCAAUGAGACAGCCCCUAGAGGCUGGAUUAACCCUAUCUUUAUAGAAGAAAGGGUUAAUCCUAAAGGGACUUGGCACCCAGACCACUUCAUUAUGCUGAAGUGGCCUGGGUGCCUAGAGUGGUCCUUUAAAGCUAAAAUUCCCUCUUGAAUUCAAAGCAAUCUUCACUCUAGUGAAUGCUAUGCACAGGCUCCUGAGAGAAUCAAAGUGAGAUAUAAAAUGCCUGGUACUCAAUAGUUGCAUAUGGUACUAGGUCUUGCACGCAAGAUUGAACUACAGCAAAGUAUAGUUGAAGACAACUUUGCUUCCCCCUCAGUUUGUAUCAGUACCCCAUUCUAGAGUCACUGAAUGUCAAACUAGGUAAACUUUAGUUUCAUGUGGCGCAUGCUUCCUUGUUUUGAAAGUGUGCAAAACUGGGAUAAAAUGCCAGCAGAAAUGUAUAGCAAACUCUCUCUUCCAUCUUAAGGAGAGUCUGUCAGGUAGGGACUAUUGUAUGUUCUGCACUAAAUAAGACCUGGAAUAAUUGUCCAAAACUGUCUUCCCUUUGCCAGAUGGAAAAUCAGAAUUUGUAUGUUGGAGCUGUUCGUCUGAGUUCUAGAUUUGGUGCUCCAAAGAUUGUUGUUGAUGUCCCAAUGGUUUGUGUUAGAAGUAAGUGAUUCUCUUCCUUAAGCUUAUACAAUGUGCUAACUUUUUUACAGCUCAUGGGUUUUUGUCUGGUAGGUCCCCCCACCUGUAACGAAACACACAUGAUCUUUGUGAUUCCACCAUUUGGUGGGAUCCUAACCAGUAUCAACUUGCAUGGAAUGGACAUCCCACUGGAUACCCAAGCACUUCAACAGUACGGAAUAACUUUAGACAGUCUGAAUGGUCUUCAUCUAUAUAUCAAGAGAAAUUCCCUAAAGGUAACAAAGCUGAUGGUUUGUGUGGGUCAUUGCAAAAUGACCAAUAUAGCAAAAAUAUUGCUUAAAUUAGCUAGGUUCACUAAAACUAUAUAUUUAAGUGAUUCUCUACAUAGAAAGUGGAUAGAAAUAUAACCACCAAUAGAGUAUUCAAAACAAUCCACUAGUUUACAAUUCUCCAGACUACCAUGUAUUUUCAGAUUGUAGCACAGUCUCUGAUCGGUGGUAUCUACAUUGUCAGUGAUGACCCAUUGUGUCUGGAGUGCUAAGAUUUGAUUCUCCAGGGAGGUUGUUCUAGAGUUUUGAGUAGUUGAGGCCUCCAGAAGGUAGCAUAUUUUACGAAGGCCAUGUUGGCUGCAAUAUUCACCCGUAGCUCUGCCAGCAUUCUUUUCAGUUGGUCUGCCUUGACAAGUUACCUUGUGGGAGGUGUAGUGUGACUUCCGUAGUUGAGCGGCAGCUCCCUCACCUGGGUCGGAAGACUUAUUUUUUUUUUUAUUUUUUUUUUUUUUCUCUCCUCUGAGAAGCAGGAGGAUUUGUCUUAACCACCAUUUUGUCCCAUGGUGAUUUGAUUACCUCGCAGUAACUUCAGUUUAUCGGGCCUCUAUCUGCUCUCAGGUUUUUUCACCUUUUGUCCCCCCUCCCCCCAACUGUUGGACUGACUUGCUGUCAGGUGGGUACCCCUCUUCUUCCAUAAUCAGUCUAGCACAGAGCUCUCUAGAGCCCGUCUGCUCAGUUCCACUAUUGGGAAUUGCUGGUUACUAGAAACAUUGUGGGAGUUUUUUUUUUUUUUUUUUUGUCACAGAGCUCCUUGUAUCUCCACCAAGCUUGUGGUGUGGGGACAAUAACUAGGGCUGAGGACCCUAAUGGAGAAUAAGGGUGUUGAUCAGCCAGACUGAACUUGCAUGCAAGGGGGGUGGAUAGCAUGUAUUGACAUGGAUUUUAUUCUGUGAAUAGAUUUUAAAAGCUUUUUUUACAUGAAUGUGGAUAUAUUGUCACUUAAAAUAACUUUCUUUUGCAAAUAUGUUGCUGUCAAAAGGCAUUAUACCAUCUAAUGUAAUUGUAUAAAGUAAUAUGCAAUUACUUGUAUGGUUAGUACAACUUUUUUGUGUAAAAGCAGCAUUAGAAGGACAAAGUAACAUUUUUUUUACUUCUUAGGAUGAUAUUAUUGAUGGCACUCACUGGUACUCCUUAUCGUCACUCAUCUUGACCUUCCAGUUAGGAGAACUAACUGUUCCGAUGCAACUGACUCCAAAAUGUUCAGUAGCUUCAUCACCAUCAAGUAAGUCUAGUAACUUUUGAAUGCCUUGACACUAACCUAAUUAAAUCUAACUAGGUUAUCUCUUAGUAUCAAGCUGCACGAAAAAUGGUUCCAUGAUGUUUGAGAUUGCUGAAGGCUUUACGCAACCAAAGAUUAACUUGGACACUGUAGUCUUUGGCGAUGGCACAUGUCUUCCAAUGAGGAAGACUAGUAGUCUUGUCUACAAAGUACCACUGAACCGUUGUGGGACUAGAAAAAUGGUAAGUUUAAUAACCCUUAUGUUAAAUGUGUGCACAUGUGCAGACUCUCACAAUUUGAUAUUUUCAGUUUGUAGAUGGUAAAAUAUAUUAUGAAAAUGAGGCUCAUGCUCUCUGGAAAGACUUCCCUCCCAGACAAAUUUCCCGGGAUAGUGAAUUAAGGUAUGUUUGUCUAGAUUUAAUCACAUGUAGCUGUAUCUCCUGUAAUACAGAGAAUCCUACCGUAAAACUGUUUUAAAUUUUACCAGUUAAAACUAUAUUGUUAAACUGAAUUCUACUCCCUAUAGGGAUUAACAUAUUCCAUAUAAACCAAUCUUACAAUGUUCAGUCUGCUGUAAUAGGAAUCAAUUUUUUUUAAUAAGGUCAUGUAUGUGAAAUAUACAAUCUUUCUUUCAGAAUUACUGUCCGAUGUUAUUACAAUCCAACUGCCAAUACAAACUUGAUUGUAAAUGUUGGGACUCUUCCACCUCCUUUGCCUACAAUAGGUCAGGGUCCUCUUGUUUUUAAACUUGAGCUUUUCAAAGGUACGUUGCUAUCACCACCAAAAAAAAAAAUCUAAAUCCCAUCUUAUAAAAUUUUAGAUCUACUGACCUAUAUAAAUCUAUUUUAGAUGACUCCUUUGGCAUUGCCUAUGGUGCUAGCCAGUAUCCAGUUAUGAAAAUCCUGAGAGAUCCCCUCUACUUCGAAAUAAGCGUUUUAAACCGUAAUGACCCAAAUAUUGAACUGGUGCUAAAUGACUGUUGGGCAACAAUGUCUCUAGACCCAACUGCUGUACCUCAGUGGAAUGUGGUUGUAGAUGGGUAAGUGUUCAGAGCAGUUGGGUACAACCUGUUGUGGGAUCUCAGUGAAUAUGAAAUUACCAUGUCAAUCUGUGCCUUUAGAAGCUUCAACCAGAUUUUUAUUUUUUUUCUCUCAUCCAUUUUGUAGCUGUCAAGAAGUUAGAGAUAACUUUCAAACUGUAUUCCAUCCUGUUCUCGGAGUAUCUCUACCAAAUCAUAGGAAAAGAUUUGAAGUGAAAGCUUUUGCUUUUGUGACUGGUGGGCAGGCCUCAACUAGCUUGGUAAGUGGUGGUCUAACAAAAAAAUUUAAUUUGGUGUUUUUAAAACUAAAUGCUGCAGGGAUGUAUUUGUUGCACGCUAUCAAAAUUGAUAACAGAUCAUCCUGCAUAGAACUCUCCUAACCUUAGUUUUCUCACGCUAGCUGACCUAACCCCCCCAAAAAUAAAAUGGGGGUUCUGAGCAGAGAGUAUCUGUCAAAUUCUUUUGUUUAAGAAUGCAAUGAAUUUAACUUUUCUAGUAAAGGUUAUCAAGUGUUUUAUAUGCUAAAAUUUAAAUUUCAAACUUUAGUGCCACUGUAGCCUAAGAUUCACUUUGGGUUCCUAUCUGUUUUCACUUGGUGAAUAAACCUAUAAUGCAAUCCAGGGGACUGACUAGUUGACAGACCAUCAAAUGGCAUGCAAGUGCCUACAACCUUUGUCCUGUCAGGUGUAUGGCUACAACUCUGAGGGUGCUAAUCACCCUAUUUAGUCUCUCCAGUACUGCAUCUCAGACCACAUUCAUCCGUGUUUAAACCCAUUAUUGGCUUGUGAUGUACAAGCAGUUUUUUUUUAUUUUUAUUUUUUUAAUAAAAAACACUAAUAGGAGCCCAUGGAGAGAAUCGGAGCGCCAUGUGGUGAGGCAUAAAGACAAACAUAACCACAAAUGGACUAAAUUUAAACAAAGGCUUCCGUUGUGUGCAAUAUAGGAUUGUCUGUUUGCAAUCAGUCUGAAUUAUUUAAGCUAAGAAUUGGACCCAGAAUAAAGGCUCACGAGUGUCAAAUACACUGUCCCUUGGCUGCAGGACUGCAUAAUGAAAGGGGUUAAAGUGACCCUGCCUAAACCGGGUCUCUCCCCUCACACAAUCACAUCCCACGGGGGAAAGCCUUCUAGCUCAACGUCUUGUCUUCAGCUUUACUGUGGGGUGUACUUAUUAUUCCCCGUUUAGGGAGUCUGCUGUUUAAUGUGCUCUUUCUAAUACAUGAGAGAUGGUAUUAAAGCUGUGGCUUAUGUAAAUCUCCAUCUAGUCUCUAAUGUAUGUGUUUCCUGUAGAUCUACUUUCACUGCAGUGCUUUAAUAUGCAAUACUCUGAACCCAGACUCUUCCCUCUGUACCAAAAGGUGUCCAGUAUCCAAGAAAAAGAGGGGUAAGUAUUGGAAGCUUUCAGUACAGCCUACACCUUCCUACAAUGCUUUGCCGUGAACUCCCUUGUAUUCUAUUUUCUAGUGAGUCUUAUGUGCCCUCUAGUGGGGGAGAAAGUGCUCCCUAGGUUUCAACUCCACAUACCUUGAUCCAAACAAAGCUGACUCACUUUCUGCCCUGCUACAGAUCUUCGGUGGUUGAUAAUUUCCUUUUUAGUGAUCUGCCUAUUAGGAAUUGUCUGUAUAUCUUGUCAUACACUAGGCUUAACCUGUAACUUUCUCUUUAAACUAGAUGAGCAACAUGUCUUAAAAGAUGCAUCCUUUGUCAGCCUUCCUGGUCCAGUCCUAUUUACAGCUCGAGCAGCUUCAGUAAAAUAUCAAGGUAUCUUAUUUUUGUGGGGUACAAACUAUGCAGUGACUCUAGAAGUGUAUUCUGUCCACUAACUUAACAAAUGUGUGCUCAAACUGACUCCUUCCUGUAAUAUACAUUGGCUCUGUAUUACAUGGCUUCCCAUGGGUCAAGUUGCAAUAAAGAUCCCACAUUGCCUGCCUCCCCAUUGUACUUGUGCACCUUCUGCUGGUCCAAGAUUAUGAUGAAACAUUUCCUAUUCCAUAGGUGAAACCAAUCUCCUGGAACACCUGACAAUCGGACUCCUCCCUGCCCUUGUAAUUACUGCAGUGAUAGGUCUUGGUGUUUGCUUGCACGUUAUUUUUAAAUGGAAUGCACAACACAUGGCACAAUGAGCACUAAAACGAUCAUUACUUUUUGUAAUAAACUUGGAAAAAUACUUGUCUUGUUGGUAAUUCUUGGUUACAUUUUGGCAGUAAAGGGAAAGCCAGUAAAAGUUUGAUUACACCUAGUAUGUGGGCAGUGGUGUAUUUAGGAUUUGUGCUGCCCUAGGCAGGACCGUGCUUGGGCACCACAAUUUAAACUUUCUCCACCCCUUCCUGUCAAGGCUGCACUUUGACUGACCGAUGCUUGCUCACAUGAUUGAAGUUUAUUUGAAAUCCACCCAGCCUCCCUGGGAGAGCUGGCAUGGAUUGCUUACCUGCAGCCCAGUGGGGCUGCUGUGUGGGCAGGCAGGGGGGCCGGAUAAGCAGAGUAGGCGGUGAGGGAACUUGAAGCUUCCUCGCACUCUGCUUAGUGACGUCCUAUUCUGGCUUCAUUAAGCGGUGCAGGAAGAGCUCAGGUGAGUGCUCCCUCACUGCCAGCUCUUGAGCCCCAGGACAUGAGGCAAACAAGGAUCUGCCUGGGCAUUUGGGGGAGGCAAAAAGGCCACCCCCCCAAAUGCCCAGUCAGAUCCCUUGUUUGCCUUGUGGAAGAUACGUCCCUGCAUAUGGGUCUCUACACUUUUGAGGAGGGAAAAGCGUUGAGCAUAAUUUAUAUAUCCCUAUAAAUUGAUGCCUUCAUUUUUAAUUUUUAUUUUACAAUGUCAGCAAAGGUGUUGGAGGGGAAAGACCAAACAAUAAACUGAGAAAAUUGAGGCCCUAUGAUACUCGAGCAGGGGUCCGUAACCUUCAGCACUCCAGAUGUGAACUACACAUCCCAUGAUUUGCCAGUAAUAUAACAGAAAAUUAUGGGAGAUGUAGGCCACAACCUCUGUAGUGAGGUCCUAGACCUAUGUCUGAAAAUAAAGACAAAGUAACUUUUUUUUUUUUUUUACUACUUUUCUUUAGCUGCACAAGUAAUACACACUAUUGCUGUGUCUUAUGUACUUUUAAACAUAUUCCACUUCAAAUGAGAGGGACCAAAAAGGCACUUAACCUUUUAUAUAAGCACAUGUUGGUGCAAUAAAUGUGAGACAGACAUUAGGAUCAACACAGACAAACUUUGUCUAAAAGUAUAGAACCAGCAAACUGAAGCGGUUAAGACUAAAUAGAUGAAGGUUCCACGAUCCAAUGUUGCUGUAGACUUUGCUGACAGUCUCAGGAGCUCUCCUUGGAGCACAUGCUGGUGACUUGCUUGGUCAGCUCAGGCUGGAUAAUGGUGCUAUAGUUUUGUGCUCAACUGUGGUUUGCAAUACUAUUAAGUAGUCACAAUUCUGACUAAAGGAUGGCCAUCAGCUUAGUUAAAACUUUAUUUAAAAUGCUAAUAUUUUGCAAACUAAAUUUAAAAUGGAAAAACUGAAGCAAAAGUGUGGUGGGAUUUCAACAUGGUUCAAAACUUAGUAGGCCUGAAAUCUCCAUGUGGCAUUGUUGUAGAAUUAUUAGGCCUCUAUAAAUCUGUAAGGCCCCUUUAAAUCCUCUUGCUAUACCUCUAAGAGGCCCCCAUAGUUUUACAAGAAAGCCUUGUCUAUAGAACAUAGAAUUUGCAUGUCAGCAAGAAAUAGCUUUGAUAAAAUGUGUAUUUACUAAAAGCCUUGAAACCUAACCUUGAGAAACUAACAGUGCCAGACUACACUCUAAAUGGAUAGCUGCCAAAAGGCCCCUCCCGUCGAGUGAGCUCCUCAUGUUAGCAAAAUGGCGCUAAAACCUGGAGGAGUUAAAAAUGACGUGGAUAGUGACCUAAGAAUGGGGAGGGCAUUUUACUAACAUCUUAGCACCUAAGCCAAUUAACAAUGUCUAUUUGUCUAUAUAUCUUGAUUUUCUUCAAUGAUGUAAUAAUGCCUUUAAAAGGGUCUGCGCACUCAUUUUCUGUCAGAAGCCAUUAAACUUCUCCGAAGUUCUUUCAUUACCCUGAACUUUGUGUCUCAGUGUGAAUUUACUUCUGCGUGCACGCAACUUUAUUAUCUUUAAUUUGGACAGGAACAGAUAGUCAUUCAAACUAAUUGGUUUGCAGUAAAUUAUCUACUACAGCAUAAACAAGUACAGAUGCUUGUUGUAUCAGCUACAUGUAGCUAAGAUACUGUCAUCAAUGUACUGAGCAUGUGCAUCAACUGUAGUCACAUUCCUUUGUCCUUAAAAGGAGUCAUAUGGUCUGCCCAUAUUAAGUUAUCCUGUUCACGGAUUGGUCUAAGAGUGUGUGGCUAUUGUCAAUAAAUAGCCUGUGCAAACUAUGCUCUGGGCUCAUACCCUUUUGAACACUAGUCCAGUGUGAGACCCGAUCACUGUGUAAAUAAAAGACCUGUUAGUUCCUGAAGAACGGAACAAGUGUGAGUGAGGGGGAGUGUAGAAUCAGGGCAGGGGCGGUCUUGUCUGUGGGUAAGGGGUGGUUUAUUUAUAUAUGCCAUUUUCUGUAAGGGACCCAGCCAUCUUAAUCCCAGCUUGGAACCGCUUCCCACUCUCCCUUUUGUGUUAUGGCUUAUGGUGGUUUCUAUCAUGGAUUUUUAUUUUUUUAUUUUUUUUGGUCACAGCGUAAGGUGGAAAAGGUCCCUUGUCAAUCAGGGUUGGACCAGUGGAAAAGAUUGGGGCUGAUCCCUCCUCUAACCUGUUAUGCUUAUGGGUAAGGCACGUGCCCAGUGGUGUAUUUUGGACUUGUGCUACCCUAGGCACGACUAAAUUUGGGCACCCCAAAAUCUAAAUUUGCCCCCCUAAUUCGUGUCAAGGCCAUUUUUUUUUUUUUUUUUGGAGUGACAGACAUGCCCUCUUGAUACAUGCACUGAUAUACACUCAGUGACAGUCAUUGGCACACAGUUUAACCAACACACAUUCACUGACUGACACACCCACUCACUGACGGGCACACACACUCAGAUACACAUAAAAUAACAUGCACACCCAUUCUCACUCAGACACACUGACAGCUACACUCACAGUAAGGUGGACAGCCCCAGAACACGAGGCAAACAAGGCAUUUGUCUGGGAGCUUGGGCUGGCAUUUUGUUUGGCAACCCUCCUGAAAGUGCCACCCUAGGCAAAUGCCUUGUGGUAAAUACAACCCUGGAUGUGCCCACAGAGGCAGUCCAGUGGUUAGCACAGUUAAUAUUAGGCCAGUUGUGGGGCCUGUUUGGUGUAUAGGACAAAGGGGGAAGGCAAGUGCCAAUGAUCAGCAGGAAUGGUUGACAAGGGCGUGGAAGUUGGAAUGUUAUGGUUACAUUAUGUAAUGUAUUUUAUACUUAUAGAUAUUAAGCUGUGGUCUGUUUGUCACCAUCAAAGUCUUGCGUCUGUUUAUUAAGGUAAAGUAAUACAUCUACACAGUCCCCACUACCUUCACACACGCUCCAUGCAGGCGCGCACACACACUGACUUUUUUGCAGACUGACACUGAAACACACACACACUUAGCUUCAUUUCAUAUCAGUUGACUCUUCAUGUAUGCCUGACAUCUUGAGUGCGACUGGCUGCCUGGCAUCCCAUCACUACCUGUUAUGCUCUCGCUCACUUGUCACCAAGUACAGGGCAGGGGGCUGGAGUGAGAAGUGCACUUCACAUACUGCACCCCUCACAAACCUUGGAUCCCUUUCCAUUGUUAAUACCCACACUGCACCACACCCGACAUCCCUAAUACAUACUCUGGGAACCCUAUCCACACACACCCUCUCUGGCUACACCGCUUAGCUGGGCCUGUACAGGGCCGUUAACAUGGUGCAAACACGUCAGCUGCCCAGGGCCCAGUCACUCCUGGGCCCCUUGUAUUUCAGCAUCUGGCUGGAAGGAAGUGGCGGCCGCGUGUCACUUCCUCCCACAAAGAGGGGAGCGCGCGACAGAAACAAGAGUAAGCAGAGUGGAGGGGGACUGGCCGAGAGAGUCAGACCCUAACUCACAACACCUUCAGCAACCAGCAGGAAAGCCAGCCUCCAAGGUAUGAAACUGGAGGGUGGGUUUAAAAGUGUAAAUUUUGUAUGUCAAUGUUUGUCAGGGUGAGUGUGUGCCAGUAUGUCUGUCAGUGUGCAUCAGUAUGUCUGUGUGCAUGUCUGUCAGUUUGUCUGUCUCUAUAUGUGCCAGUAUAUCUGUUAGUGUGUAUCUGUAUGAAGUCUGUGUGUAUCUGUAUGUUGUCUUUGUGUUUUGGUGUAUCUAUGUGUGUCUCUGUGAAUUUGCAUGUUUGUCAGGUUGUGUGUCUGUAUGUCUACAUGUGCCAGUGUGGAUAUCAGUGUGUCUGCAUGUGUUUCAGUGUGAAUAUGUGCAUACAUCUCAGCAUUCACAUACUAACACUACACACAAAUACACUCCUGCAUCCAAACUUCAACACUACGUACAAACACACGUCUGUGUCACACACCAAAAUUCUAUGUAAAUACACCCCUGCAUUCAAAAACCAACACUACACAUAAAUACAUGCUUGCAGUCACGCCAACACCACAUACAAAAACCUGUUUACAUUUAAACACACAAAAACUGCUUAGUGCUAAAUACAAACCUGCAAACAUGGGUAAAUGGUAGAGCCCCAGCUCUGGAGUUGCACGACAAAUGGGGAUUUACCUUUUAAUCACCUGAGCAAUAGGGUGACCCAAAGAAAUUCUUGCACCUCUCUACUUUAGGUCUGCCACUGAGUUGGGGUGGAGGACAUGAUUGCACGCCUGGGGAGAGGGACAGGGUCAAUAUUAAACACGGCCCUGGGCCUGUCUGAUUAAAAAUUCUGAGUCCAAAUUUUUUCGUUGUCUGACCCUGUGCACAGCCCACAUAACCUCCGCGUCAGUACAUAACAAGUAUAAUUCCUCAACAUUUAUAGAUGUUACCCUAAAACAAUAGGGCCUGCUGCCUACGGGACUUCAAAAAUAAAAAAAAUAUGGAUUAUAUUAUAUGAAGAUUAUAUAUUCCAUCUAUCCUUGAACAGCCUUCUCUGUAAGUACAGUCUUGUGGUUAAAAGCAUUAGUGUACAGUGCCUUAGUGCUGAAUUUAAACAGGCUCGACAUUCUGGAACUGGAACUGUUAGGAGACGAUGGUAAGAGACUUUGUGUAAUAGAAAAAUCUGUUUUAUGGAAAUGAAUGUUAAAAUUCUGUCUUUCCAGAAGCAUGCAUCACUCUGCUACAUUCUUGUAUCCCUUAACGCUCUCUUGCCUAGAGCCAAACAUUAUCCAAUAUCUGAAAAUGAUUGCAUAUAUUGUUAUAAGAUGACAGACCUAUCUUUGAACGGAAUAAUGUAAAGUGAGGUAUCACAGUGGUCUUGCAACAUUUAAGGUCAAAUUGCAAGUAAUCAGUUACGUUGUAAACUAUGUAAUAUAUAAUGCUCAGCAUUGAUGAUUUGUUAUAGUAUGGCUAUGAGUUAAAGAAACACUAUAGUCACCCAGACCACUUUAUCUCAAUGAAGUAUUCUGAGUGCAGUGAUGAGUGCAGUGAUCCUGUCCUUUUAACCCUGCAAGAUAAACGGCAAUGUUUACAUUGCAGGGUUGAGUCUACCUUUAGUGGCUGUCAUACUAUAUUGAAUCCAAUGCUUUCUUGAAUUCACAUACAGUGUUCGCCGUGCAUGUGCAUCAGCUCCCCAAUGCUCCUCUAUGAGAUACAUUGGAUUGGAUUAUUACAGAGAUCUGGGUACUGGCCUUAGUGUGAGUUCUAUUAAAGUGCAUUUUUAAAAACUCUCAACCUUAUUUGUAAAUUAUUGGUCCUGUUGUGCUCAUAUGUUGUCGAUUCUGUACUGUUGUAAUAAAAAUAAGGCCACCUCUAUGCAUUCUGAAUUUGUAAUUAUUUUUUAUUUAACCCAACUUCUAAAUACUUAUCUUCUCAUUACAACCAAUAAUAGAUGUAUCUGAUUUUUAAUUAUGAAAUGGAAAAAAAAACACAAAAUAUAAUGUGUGCCACAGGGAUUAUGCUGCAGCUAAAACAUGAUUUGUGGAGCAUAACUGAUUGCUGUCCUUAGUACUUCAUGGAAUCCAUGUAACCAGGCUUCUAGGCCUCAGGGACCAACGACAAGUACUGUGAGUAAAACAGUUUUUCUGUACAAUAGCCGUGGAAUUCAGAUGAGUAAAACAGGCAUUUAAAGCUGUACAGCAUUGUAUGUAGUCAAUUUUUAUUUGCAUGUAAAUGAGGUUCCAGAGGUGUUAUCAGGCAAUUCUGAAUUGAGAUAUAUUUAUAUUAUAUUAUAUUUGGCUAGUUUUAUAAUUUGAUUUAAAGGUAUUGAGGGACCUACUCUCCAUAAUAAUAAUUAAUGGUAAGGGGCUUCCUUUGGGUAAUUAAGAAUUAUGGGGUUAGAGAGAGAAUGAGGAGAAUGUAUUUUGUUUUAUUUAUUUGAACAAAGAUAACUAAAAUUCCCCUUUCAAAUCCUCACAGAUGGAGGAUUAUAUAGCGAAAUAUGAAGCUAUAUCAGUGAUGGCUAACCUUCAUACCAUAAAUAGUUUUUGGACUGCAUUUCCAAUGAUGCUCAGCUAACUUUUAGACUCUAAAAGCUAGCUGAGCAUCAUGGGAAAUGUAGUCCAGAAACAAUUUAUGGUGUCAAGGUUAGCAAUUACUGAGCUAUAGUGUUCUUUUAAAAUUUAAAGGAAUGUGAAAAAUCACUUGAUUAUGGGAGGCCAUACAUAAUUUCCCCACGUUCCUUUUUAAUCAUCCACUUUUAUGUUCUUUUCAUAUGUGCAAUUAGCACAAUAAUUAUUUAAAAUGCAGGCUAAAACAGUAAUUUAAUUUGUAGUCGACUAUUCGGGAAUACCUUAAAUUGGAAAAAUUACCAGUUUACACAUUUUUCUUUUUAUUUAUGAUUCAUCCUAUACAAAAUAUGGUGGUGUCCAUUAUCUCCCAGUAUUUUUUACUUUAUUAUUAUUUUUUUUUUUUUAUCCAUAAGCAGAAUACAAUGUUGUCACAUUCAGUGCUUGCAACAAAACUCAGUUACUAAAAUGGUCAAUAACUCUGCUUUUGGAUAUUUUGUAAGAGACGUGUAGACAUUUAUAGGAGUAGCUUUCUAGUUAUGGGCAUACGUAAAUGUUCCAAGUUUUUCGAAUGAAAAGUUAUAUUUCUAAAACUGUGUACUUUGCCUUUAAGAGAUUUUGCAAACUGACAAUUUGUUAGAAAGUGAAAAUAUUGUUUCUUUAACAACACAAAUUUUUUUAUGGUGGACUUUUCUCAUAACAAGUUUGUUAUUUAGUGACUCUUUUUCUGUACACUUUCUUUAAUAAAUUAUCUCUUACCCUUAUUCAGUGAAUAUGGUGCUCAGACUUUAGGACACCAUCUUGUCCUAGGUUAGUGGAAUUCCCCAAGUCAGGGAAUUUCCCAUGUCAUGUGCACCCUUAUGUUUUAGUCUAAACAUAAAUAAGCUGCGUGGGUCAUGACAAUAUGAUGUUCCCAUUUGAAAUGACCAAGUCAUGGCCUCAUAUCUUUGCCAAGUUAAUGUAGGUCCUAACAUGGCCUAAUUUAAAAUCUAAGGUAUAAAAAUGUGUACUUAUUAAUAUUAGGGACACUGAGAUGCUGCUCCAUUUUAUCAUGACUGAGAGGUUGACUUGUUCAAGAGGGUAUGUUAUUCUAUUUUAUUGAUAUUGCAAGAAUAUACGUUAGCCUCUACUAUAAAUUAUUGUAAUGGAUUAUUGAGUUUUUAUAUCUCUAUAUUUAUAUUUUUAUUUAAUAAAAUAAUUCAAAAUACAAAGCUUUAUUGCCUCCAAGACAAUCUCUAUUUUUAUUGUAAUCGCAAUUAUUUAAAUAAUAGAGAAACUCUUCCAAACUAUAGAAUAUUAUAGCUAAUAUAUCUCUCCCUGCUAAAUUCUAUGCUUUAAGAUGUUAAAGUGGUAAAUAGGGGAACCAGCAGCAGUUGCACCUGAAGUGACACCAGAAUGUAAUAAUAAUGCUUGUAGCAGGACACCGUGCCCUACACUGAAAGUACAAUUGCACCUGGUAUCUAAAAUAUAUAGGACAUAGGACAGGGAAGUGGGACCCAUCUUAAGCUCAUUACCCAAAGAACGCUCUUACCAUCUAGCACAUUCUCAUGCCAGUGAGUUCAUCAUUGUCCACUGCAAGUCAUACAUACACUACGCUCCACGGUAUGAGUACCCACAGCAUUGUGGUAGGUGUAGUGUAAACCAUCACUAUCUUUAACACGUCAAGUGCUCAUCAAACUACAAUGCUUAGAAUGCAUGGCGACUAAGCGUGCUCUGGCUUUCUGGUGAUUAUUUCCCAUGGAAUCAACCUUGUGACCCAAUUUGCUCUCCAUCUGGCAGUGCUAUCUUUAUUCAGAAUAUAUUUGCUAAAAUAAUAGCAGACAUAGUGGUGAACAAUACAAUGGUGCACUAGCACAAUUAGUAGUGAGAAACACAAAGAAAGACUAGUGGUGAGCAAACCAAAGACACAAUACUAGUAUACUGUGUAUUGGUACACAGUACAUACACAUCCUCCAGACCCAAUACCCCCAAACAUAGCCCCUAUCCCUUCAAAACACAAUUUACAGCCCACAUCACCCACACACCCUACAGCCCUAAUCUUUCUAAACACACACUAUAA
Pelobates cultripes (western spadefoot toad) is the source of this 17909-nucleotide messenger RNA. NCBI's taxonomy places the organism in Eukaryota, Metazoa, Chordata, Amphibia, Anura, Pelobatidae. The record is from the annotation of a GenBank genome assembly.